ACUCUUUUUCACCCUUUAAAUUCUCCCUUAUCCUUCGCCAUUUUCACACCUCUUUUCUCUCUCACAUUUUCUAACUAUUCCCUUUUCUCUCUUCAUUUCUGUUUCUGUUUCCCUUUUCACUCCAUCUUACUCUUCCAUUGCCAUUUUUCAGUUUUUUUUCCUUUGUGCUUCGUGCUGAAUUAAUUAAUCAAAGAUGGCGAGUACUGAAGCUCAAGCUCCCCAUGAAAGAAGAGAAAAUAAGCUCCCAAACUUUCUCUUGUCUGUCAGACUCAAAUAUGUAAAGCUGGGUUAUCAUUACUUAAUCUCAAAUGCUAUGUAUUUGUUGCUUUUGCCACUUCUAGCCAUUGCCUCAGCUCACCUUUCAACGCUCACAAUCCAAGAUUGUGUUCAGCUAUGGAGGCAGCUACAGUUCAAUCUUGUUACAGUCACUCUAGGUUCAAGUCUCAUGGUUUUCUUGGCCGCACUGUACUUCAUGAGCCGCCCCAGAAAGAUCUAUUUGGUUGAUUUCGCUUGUUACAAGCCCGAUUCGGAACUUAUUUGCAGUAGAGAAACAUUUGUUGAAAAAUCCACUAAUAUUGGGUGUUUCUCGGAGGAAAACUUGGUUUUUCAGAAGAAGAUUAUUGAACGUUCUGGUUUAGGGCAGAAGACGUACUUUCCUGAGGCCUUAAUGUUGCGAGAGCCGCCAAACCCGUGCAUGGCGGAGGCCAGGAAGGAGGCUGAGGUGGUGAUGUUUGGAGCUAUUGAUCAGCUGUUGGCGAAAACUGGCGUUAAGGCUAAGGAUAUUGGGAUUCUUAUGGUGAAUUGCAGCUUGUUUAAUCCAACUCCAUCUCUGUCCGCCAUGAUCGUUAAUCACUAUAAGCUUAGAGGGAACAUCUUGAGCUAUAAUUUAGGUGGUAUGGGUUGCAGUGCUGGACUCAUUUGUAUUGACCUCGCCAAACAGCUCCUGCAGGUGAACCCAAAUUCGUAUGCCUUAGUAGUGAGCAUGGAGAACAUAACUCUGAACUGGUAUUUCGGCAAUGACCGAUCGAUGCUUGUAUCAAACUGUCUCUUCCGAGUUGGCGGAGCCGCCAUCCUCCUCUCUAACAGAUCAUCCGAUCGCCGCCGUUCAAAGUAUCAACUCAUUCACACCGUGCGGACUCACAAGGGAGCCGACGACAAAUGCUACAACUGUGUCUUCCAAAAAGAAGACUCAAACGGAAAAAUCGGCGUCUCACUCUCAAAAGACCUGAUGGCUGUAGCCGGAGAAGCCUUAAAAACAAACAUCACCACCUUGGGUCCUUUAGUCCUCCCAGUGUCUGAGCAGCUCCUGUUUUUCACAACAUUGAUAGCCAGAAAAAUUUUCCAUAUGAAAAUAAAGCCAUACAUUCCUGACUUCAAGCUGGCUUUCGAGCAUUUCUGCAUUCAUGCAGGAGGGAGAGGGGUGUUGGAUGAGCUAGAGAAGAAUCUGGAGCUGAGUGAUUCGCAUAUGGAGCCUUCAAGAAUGACCCUUUACAGGUUUGGGAAUACUUCGAGUAGCACGUUGUGGUAUGAAUUGGCGUACACAGAGGCGAAGGGGAGGAUGAAGAAAGGUGAUCGGACAUGGCAGAUUGCAUUUGGUUCUGGAUUCAAAUGUAAUAGUGCUGUGUGGAAGGCGUUGAGGAGUAUUCAUCCCGCCAAGGAGAAAAUUAAUCCGUGGAUGGAUGAGAUUGAAGAGUUUCCAGUUCAGGUGCCAAAGCUAACACCUAUUACGACUUCGUCCUCAUCUUAAAGGUUUUUUCUUUAACACGGCAUGGGUAAUCAGCAUUUGGAUGGAUAAAUUUUAGAAAAA
This is a messenger RNA of Mangifera indica (mango), 1807 nucleotides long. RefSeq names its product 3-ketoacyl-CoA synthase 20-like. The coding region runs from base 194 to 1747 and encodes 517 amino acids. The transcript is spliced from 2 exons. Gene Ontology annotation, biological process: fatty acid biosynthetic process. NCBI's taxonomy places the organism in Eukaryota, Viridiplantae, Streptophyta, Magnoliopsida, Sapindales, Anacardiaceae. The record is from RefSeq and is a predicted model, not a curated record. Gene Ontology annotation, molecular function: acyltransferase activity, transferring groups other than amino-acyl groups. Gene Ontology annotation, cellular component: membrane.